This is a messenger RNA of Fusarium keratoplasticum, 522 nucleotides long. Its product is annotated as NADH-ubiquinone oxidoreductase. The transcript is spliced from 4 exons. NCBI's taxonomy places the organism in Eukaryota, Fungi, Ascomycota, Sordariomycetes, Hypocreales, Nectriaceae. The record is from RefSeq and is a predicted model, not a curated record. Gene Ontology annotation, biological process: mitochondrial electron transport, NADH to ubiquinone. Bases 1 to 522 code for a protein of 173 amino acids.
AUGUCUACCCGCAGGCCCCAAUUCAACCAGCAGGUGCUCAUUGACACCACCCCAUUGCCCGAUGAUAUCCCCGCCGUGAAGGAGGUCGGUGCCAGCUCUGCGCCUCUUCUGUCUGCCUCCUUCUUCAUCGGUGCCCGGUGCCGCGACUACAACGAUGACUACAUGCAAUGCAAGAACGAGAACCCCGGCCGAGGAGAGUUUGAGUGCUUGAAGGAGGGCCGACGGGUCACUCGAUGCGCCUCCAGCGUCAUUCAGGACAUCAACACCCACUGCCUCGCCGAGUUCCGCAAACACUGGGAGUGCCUGGACGACCGGAAUCAUCAGCUGUGGCAGUGCCGCCCUGCUGAGUGGAAGCUCAACAAGUGUGUCUUUGACAACCUGAAACUCGAGAAGAAGGUUCCCGACCAGCCCACCAACGUCACCCCCGUCCACCUUCGACCAAAGCAGAUCUUUGCCGACGUGCGCAUCGGCCCUGGCGACGGCAAGCCCUUUAUCCCGGGGCAGGAGGAGGCGAAGCAAUAA